Messenger RNA from Adelges cooleyi (spruce gall adelgid), 1542 nucleotides. RefSeq names its product craniofacial development protein 2-like. The record is from RefSeq and is a predicted model, not a curated record. The transcript has a single exon. Gene Ontology annotation, cellular component: nucleus. Gene Ontology annotation, molecular function: catalytic activity. Bases 1 to 1542 code for a protein of 513 amino acids. NCBI's taxonomy places the organism in Eukaryota, Metazoa, Arthropoda, Insecta, Hemiptera, Adelgidae. Gene Ontology annotation, biological process: chromatin remodeling.
AUGUUAGCAAAUAAUUAUAUAGAUAAAAACGUUACUAAUCACGGAUGUCGGAACCCCAGAUUCGGCAGUGGAAGUAGAAGUAGGGCUUCCUCGGUCGUCAACCAGCGAAAUCCCUACAACACCAGAAAUAUAACAAGAGUGGGUACAUGGAAUGUUAGAAGUAUGUUUGAAGCCGGAAAAAUUCACAAUACAAUAACCGAGAUGAUUUUACUUAACAUCUCUAUUCUUACUAUAAGUGAAAUGAGAUGGCCUAAGUCGGGUAAAUGCCAAAUAAACAAACACACAGUUUAUUAUAGCGGGGAAGAUGAUGAUAACAGACACAGAAACGGUGUCGGAAUAAUACUUAAUAAGGAUAUUAACAGAGCAGUAAGCGGAUUCAUACCGAUAUCCGAUAGAAUAUUAAUAGUACAACUGGAAGCAAUUCCAAAUAAGAUAAAUAUCAUAGCAGCUUACGCUCCAACUGCUGAGAGUGACGAAGAGUUAAUAGAAGAUUUCUACGAAGACCUUAUUAAAGCACUUAAAUAUACUAAAGAUAGAGACACUAAUCUAAUCAUGGGAGACUUAAAUGCCAAAAUUGGUGAAGGUAAAAUUCCAGGUGUAGUCGGAGAGUUUGGGUUAGGAGUAAGAAAUUACCGUGGAGAAAGACUGAUCCAGUUUUGUAUAGAAAAGAAACUGACAGUAAUGAAUACUUGUUUUAAACUCCCCAAAAGACGAUUAUACACUUGGAAAUCUCCUGCUGACACAAAAAUGCAUGUGGUACGGAAUCAAAUAGAUUACAUUUUAAUUAACAACAGAUAUAAAAAUGCAAUCCAAACGGUCAAAACAUAUCCAGGAGCAGAUGUCCCUUCAGAUCACAAUCUAUUAUUAGCAAAACUCAAGAUAAGACUCAAAAAGAUAAAACAACCUACUAGAAAAAUUAAACUUAACUUAGACACCUUGACAGAUGGGAAAAUACAAGAAGAACUAAUAACAGAUAUUGAAAAUAAAAUAGAAUGGUCACAAGUUAAAACAGUAAACGGAAAAUUGGAAGUCAAUAUUGAAAAAUCAUGGCAAUCAUUUAAAAAGUCCAUUACAGAAGUAGCCAAAAGUAAAUUAGGACAAAAUAUAAGAACCAAGAAAAAGCCAUGGAUUACUGACAAGAUUCUGAACUUAAUGAAUGAAAGAAGAAAACAUAAAAAUGUAAAUGAUCAACAGUAUAAACAAAUCCAUAGACAAAUAAAAAGAGAAAUACGGCUAGCAAAAGAAGAGUAUUUCGCAAAUAAAUGCAAAGAAAUCGAAAACUAUAUGAGAAUAGGCGAUAGUUUCAAUGUACAUAAAAAAAUUAAAGAAGCAGCCAGAGUAGUAUCAAAAACACCAGAAAACAUCUUAACAGAUGUGGAUGGGAAUUUCAUAACAACCUUGGAAGAUAAAUUCGAGAGGUGGCAACAAUACUUGGAAAAAGAACUUUUCCACGAUGUACGGCCAGAAAAUCACGGAAUAACGUUUAAUGAUAGCGGACCGUCAAUAAUGGUGGCUGAAGUGCAGAAAGCUAUAAGCAAUUAA